GGGUGGUCUUAGUUAGCCGAGUUCACACAGUGUUAAUCCUGAUUUGAAACCACAACAAAAUGAUUUUUAUCAAGUUUUUCACAGUGUUCACCAUUUGUCAGUUCUGCUUAACGUCGUGUAUUUGCCAGCUUUUGACAAUAUCGACGACGAACUACGAUUACGAUGGGAACAGGAUGGCGCCGAUUAUUCUAGUGCAUGGUGUGACAAAAAGCCAAAUCAUGGGCAAGUACAGUUCACCAGGGCCUCUCAAUUGUCCAGUAUCUAAUGGCUGGGAACACUUAUGGAUGAACGUUGAUAUAGCUUUCUCUGGUACUCAUUAUCAGAAAUGCUGGGCAUACAGGUUGAAAUUACUGUAUGAUCGAUCCAGACACAAGUGUACCAAUCAAGUUGGCGUCCAAACGAGAGUCGAAGGCUCGUUUGGCAGCCUCGGGGCGAGUGAUUUUGUGACGGAUAAUUUUGCAGCGAGGCUCCUUCCUGACUUUCAAUACUUCCACAAAUUCAUUACAGCAUUCGAGAUGAGGGGUUACACUAAAGAUUUCAGUCUAAAAUUGGCUCCAUAUGACUGGCGCUACGCUCCCCCACAAAUUGGGGAGACUGGGUACUACACACGAUUGACGCGGCUGAUCGAGCAAACAGCCACACAAACUGGACGAAAAGUGGCCCUCGUGGCUCACAGCAUGGGAGGCCUCGUUCUUGCCUACUUCCUCAACCAAAAACCUCAGGCCUGGAAGAACCGAUACAUUCAGGUGCUCAUCACCUCCGGCACUCCGUGGCUGGGAAGUGCCGAGGCCUUGAAUAAAUACAUCGAAGGCGAAGACUACGGUGCUCCGACAAUUGAUAAGUCAGUCAUACUAACUCUCUCACAGUCAUUUCAGUCUCUUGCAUAUCUGUUACCACAAGAGGAAGCAUUCGCAAAAACAGUUCUGGUUGAAUGGGUGCCGAAAGGGAGAAAAUACACUGCCCAAAAUUAUCAGCAGUUUUUCCAGGAUGCCGGAUUUAUAGACGGAUAUUUGAUGCGACAAGAUCUCCGCCAUCUGUACCCUGUCCCGUUGAAUCGAUUGGGGGUGAGAUACGUUUGCACGUGGGCCAAUUCCUCCAAGAUUGAAACUCCCAUCACGUAUCGGAUAAAAUCAGACAAGUUGACCGACACGAGUGACUACGAAAAGGUCAACACGGUGGGUGACGCUGUGGUUCCGCUGAAGAGUCUGCGAUAUUGCGAAAAGUUCCCUCACGCCAUAGUCAAAGGUUUUCAAGGCCACUCGCACACUGGCCUCAUCAAAUCUGAUGAGUUCUUUGACUACGUGAGCUCAGUUGUCUCUCAAGCUCAGCCCGUUGGCGCUCAAGCUCAGCCUGGUGCCUCUCAAGGUCGGCCUGGUCGCGCUCAUGGUCAACCUGGAGGAUCUCAAGGUCAACCUGGUGGAUCUCAAGCUCAGCCCAGUGGCAUUUCGACCCGAGGCUGAAUGAAUCGUGAUAACAUCUCAAUCCAUAAAGACUGAUUUCGAUCUCUUCAGCUCAAAAGGGUGCAUAUCAGGAACUUGACCAGCAAGCUGAUCAUUGAACUGAUAGAAAAAGCGAUAGUUAAAGGAGACAAGGCAAAAAUAGAGCGAUCCUAUUGGUUGUAAUUGUAGGUUCUUAUAUACUGAGGGGGAACCAUGAUGGACUAGCUAUACUGCCGUGCUAAGGAGAAACGUCGUAUGAACCAUCAGGCGUUGCCAAAUUUCCUUUCAUAAAACGCGAAU
Molecule: messenger RNA, 1739 nt
Organism: Bemisia tabaci
Lineage: Eukaryota; Metazoa; Arthropoda; Insecta; Hemiptera; Aleyrodidae
Product: lysosomal phospholipase A and acyltransferase
Biological process (GO): lipid metabolic process
Source: RefSeq, a predicted model, not a curated record